Molecule: messenger RNA, 408 nt
Organism: Chenopodium quinoa (quinoa)
Lineage: Eukaryota; Viridiplantae; Streptophyta; Magnoliopsida; Caryophyllales; Amaranthaceae
Product: probable xyloglucan endotransglucosylase/hydrolase protein 25
Exons: 3
Coding region: 1-408 (135 amino acids)
Biological process (GO): carbohydrate metabolic process
Molecular function (GO): hydrolase activity, hydrolyzing O-glycosyl compounds
Source: RefSeq, a predicted model, not a curated record
AUGGCUGCUACCAAAACACAAGUUAGUCUUUUGUUGGGUACACUCUUGAUCAUUGCUUCUUCAUUUGGCGUAGUCUUGGUGGCUGGAAACUUCCACCGAGACUUCGACAUAACCUGGGGUGAUGGCCGGGGUAAGAUUCUUGAGAAUGGCCAACAACUUACUCUUUCACUAGAUAAAACCUCUGGUUCUGGAUUUCAGUCCAAAAACGAGUAUUUGUUCGGUAAAAUUGAUAUGCAGCUUAAACUCGUUCCUGGAAAAUCUGCUGGUACUGUCACUGCUUAUUACUUAUCAUCACAAGGACCAACUCAUGAUGAGAUUGACUUCGAGUUCUUAGGAAAUGUCUCUGGUCAACCUUAUACUCUUCAUACCAAUAAUGCUCUUGAUUGUGGUGGUGUUGAAGCUGAUUGA